Molecule: messenger RNA, 5316 nt
Organism: Aspergillus nidulans FGSC A4
Lineage: Eukaryota; Fungi; Ascomycota; Eurotiomycetes; Eurotiales; Aspergillaceae
Product: protein pkiB
Exons: 4
Coding region: 1-5316 (1771 amino acids)
Biological process (GO): long-chain fatty acid biosynthetic process; fatty acid biosynthetic process
Cellular component (GO): fatty acid synthase complex
Molecular function (GO): 3-oxoacyl-[acyl-carrier-protein] reductase (NADPH) activity; magnesium ion binding; 3-oxoacyl-[acyl-carrier-protein] synthase activity
Source: RefSeq, a predicted model, not a curated record
AUGGCUAUUUCCUCCACCGCGGACCUGGCGCCUUCCAGGAAAGCUCGUGGCUCCGAAAGCAAUGACCGAGCCUUGAAGCUCUUUAUUGAAUUACUUUCGGUCGAAACGCAGCAGCAGCUCUUUCGGGGCGAGCCGUGCAUUCAACGAUUCGUCGAGAUAGGGCCCCGGACAAUUCUCUCGACAAUGGCGAAAAGGUCUGCCAGUAUCCAGAAAGAUCAGCGUUCUUCAGCGAGUUGUUACAGCCCCGAGUUCCUUUCUUACCAUGAUAAUCAGCCCGAGAUCUUGUACCAAUAUCAAAACGACCAAGCUAUUUAUCCGCUUUCUCAGCCCACACAGCCCCAAUUCGAACCCACUUCACCUUCUCAUCUCACGAAACGGUCGCCAUCUCCCUCUAAGGCUUUGCCUAUGAGCGCCAUUCCCAGUGCAGAACUCACUCUGCAGGCAGGGCAUGUCAUUCUCGCCAUGACGGCCCAAAAACUUCGUCGACGAUUUGAUCAAGUCCCAGUUGAGAAGACCAUCCGUGAUCUAUCCGGAGGAAAAUCCACCCUCCAAAACGAACUGACCGGCGACCUUGUGGCUGAAUUCGGUCGUGUUCCCGAAGGUGUCGAAGACCAACCUCUAUCAUCUUUGGCAGAGUCAUUUCAGCCCGAGUUCAGUGGUAUUCCCGGCAAGGCGAUGUCUACACUUAUCUCGAGGUUUAUAUCCGGCAAGAUGCCAGCAGGGUUUAACCAGAGUGCUAUUCAAGAGUACUUGAACAGCCGCUGGGGACUUACAAAAUCCCACGCCACUAUACCUCUUUGCUUUGCGCCGACCAUGGAGCCUGCGAGGCGUCUCGCAAAUGCCGAUGAAGCGCGAGCUUACCUUGACGACUUGGUAGAGAAGCAUGCCGCCUUUCAAGGGAUAUCUCUGGUGCCGUCGAAUCAGGUUGCUGACGGCCAUGAGUCUCUUGCUCCGGUCGUUAUGAACGUAGCCGAUGUGGAUGAGAUGAAUAAGCGCACCAAGCUCUACAGGGCGCAGUUUGACUCGUUGGCAAGCUAUCUCGGCGUCGAUUAUUUCGCUUCAGAGAAGGCAAUGUCAGAGUCGGAAUCCCGCAUUGCUGAACUAGAAGAGACGAUAAGGUUAUUGAAUACCGAGUUGGAUGAACAAUUCAUUAAAGGAAUCAAGCCUUCGUUCAAUAUUAAACAAGUCCGCAAAUACGACUCUUGGUGGAACUGGUCUCGCGAAGAGCUUAUACGGCUCUUGAAUGAGAUAUGCCAGGAUUCUUCGAGUGCUUGCCCCCCAGAUAUGGAAAAUCGCCUGCAGAAUCUGCUAAACAAAUGGGAUGCAAACUGUUCAGAAAUCGUUCGAGCUCACUUGAUUGGGCUACAAUCACGUUCUAGUGCCCCUAUGAAUAAGCUUCAACUGAUCUUGGAGGAAAUUUUUACCUUGGGCAACCAAACACUUUCCAUCGACCCCUUGUUCGUCCACAACCUCCCGCCUAUGGGACCUCAAACCAUAAUCACAGAUGCGGGUUGUCUUGAAUAUCAUGAGCUUCCACGGCAAAUCAGCCAUUAUCCCGAAGCUAUGGCAUAUGGACCUCCAUGGCCCCAAGGGCAUACUUCGGCUCCGUUUAUUCACAUCAAGACCCGAGAAGACGGACAAGACUGGAUGUAUGAUUCUAAAGCUACUAGUAUCUACCACGCUAUGUUGGAUGUCGGAGUUACGACCGGCCUUACCUUUACCCAUAAAGCAGUCUUGGUCACUGGGGCUGGGCCUAGCUCAAUUGCUGCGAGCGUGAUUCAAGGGCUGUUGAGCGGCGGUGCUCGCAUUAUCGUCACAACGAGUAGAUCUAUAUCGCAGAGCGCAGAUUUCUACCAGCAGAUGUACCGCCAAUAUGGCGCCAAGGGGUCUUCUUUAAGCCUCUUCCCCUUCAACCAAGCAAGCAAGCAAGACUGCGAACAGCUGGUGCAGCAUAUCUAUGGCCCUGAUUCCCCUACGGACGGUGACCUGGACUAUAUUUUACCGUUUGCCGCUAUUCCCCAAGUCGGAGAACCUGACGCUUUUGGAGGUCGGCAAGAGCUUGCACUAAGGGCCAUGCUUGUGAACAUUUUGCGUCUUAUCGGCUUCGUGCGUCAAGAAAAGGAACGGCUGCGUAUUGAGAACAGGCCAACAAUGAUUGUUCUGCCAAUGUCCUGUAACGAGGGUACCUUCGGUGGAGACGGGCUGUACUCCGAAGCCAAAAUCGGUUUAAAGGCUUUAUUUAACCGGUUUUACUCGGAGAACUGGUCGAAAUACUUAACGAUAUGCGGAGCAGUGAUUGGGUGGACAAGAGGCACAGCUAUAAUGCAAACAUCAAACGCUGUGGCUGAAGAGGUAGAGAAACUGGGAGUCAUCACUUUCACGCAGGCAGAAAUGGCCUUCAAUAUUCUUGCGUUGAUGACGCCUGCCUUGACUGCCCUUGCCGAAGAUACACCAAUAUAUGCCGACUUGACCGGAGGUCUAGGAUCGAUGUGGAAUAUCAAACAGGAAAUCUCAGCCGCUCGAAAAAGGAUAUCAGAGAGGCAGAUCCUACAAAUCGCAAUUGCGGAGGAGGAUGCGCGUGAGCAGGCUAUGAUAUGUUCAGCAAGCACCGAUGUCGAAUCAGGUUUACCCACAACUAGACACGCCAGGUUAGGCCUACAGUUUCCGCCACUUCCGGAUGUGAACGAAGGGUACCCUAAUAUUGAGGGAAUGAUCGAUCUUACCCGCAUCCCAGUUAUUGUAGGCUACUCCGAACUAGGUCCAUGGGGCAAUGCUCGCACGCGGUGGGAGAUUGAGCAUCGGGGAGAUUUCAGCCUGGAAGGCUAUAUUGAGAUGGCCUGGAUUAUGGGCCUCAUCAAGCACGUCGAUGGACACGCGAAAGGUCGGCCCUAUGUGGGCUGGGUGGAUGCAGACACAGAGACACCCAUUCAAGACUAUGAGGUGCCCCAUAAGUACCAUAAACACAUUAUGGCUCAUGCCGGUCUCCGUCUGAUAAAACCAACUAAACUAGACAGUUACGAUCCGUCUCGCAAGGAACUUCUCCACGAAGUAGCAGUGGAAGAAGACUUAGCUCCUUUCGAAACAUCGAAAUCAACCGCUGAAGCUUUCAAACUACGGCAUGGAGAUUGUGUCACAUUGCUACCUAUCGCAGAUUCUGAUAAUUGCCGAGUAUAUAUCAAGAAAGGUGCAGUUUUGAUGAUCCCUAAGGCGGUUCCAUUCGAUCAAGUCGUUGCGGGGAGAAUACCGGAAGGCUGGGAUCCUGCUCGCUAUGGAAUCCCUGAAGAAAUUGUACAGCAAGUGGACGUGACUACGCUGUAUGCGCUUUGCUGUGUCUCGGAAGCAUUCCUAUCUGCUGGAAUCAAGGACCCAUACGAAAUUUACCAAUACAUUCACGUCUCGGAAUUGGCCAACUGCCUGGGCUCCGGGGGUGGCCCGAUGAAAGUUAUCCAGAACAUGUACCGCGACCGUUUCUUAGACCGUCAAAUAAGAGGCGACAUCAUUCUAGAGCACUUUGUAAAUACAAUGGGCGCUUGGGUGAAUAUGCUUCUUCUCUCAGCUACCGGUCCGCUCAAGACGCCGGUAGGCGCAUGCGCUACAGCAAUCGAGUCCCUCGAUAUAGGGUGUGAGGCUAUACAAAACGGAAGAUGCAAGGUAGCAGUUGUUGGGGGCUGUGAUGACUACGGUGAGGAGCUAGCCUUCGAAUUCGCAAACAUCAAAGCAACGGCCAAUAGCACGGAGGAACUAUCCAAGGGACGAACCCCAGCUGAUAUUUCUCGUCCAACCGCCAGCUCCAGGAGUGGGUUUGCCGAGUCAGCAGGUUGUGGUGUACAGAUUCUGAUGAGUGCGGCACUUGCUAUAGAAAUGGGGUUGCCAAUUUACGGGGUCGUUGCAUAUACCCAUAUGGCGAGUGAUCAAAUUGGCCGAUCUAUUCCGGCUCCAGGAAAGGGCAUCCUGACGGCGGCUCGUGAGAACGGUCAAGCCAAGGAAUCACCUCUGCUUGAUCUGAACUUUAGGCGCGCUGUGUUCGAUGCAGAGGUUGCAUUGAUCAACAAAUCACACCCCAAACAGGCGACGACCUUAAAGCCCGACCAUUCAGAAACAAGCAAUGCUGCUAGCCUCCGAAUCCGUGACGCCCAGAAUCGGUGGGCAAACAAUAUCCGCCUUUCAGAUCCAUCAAUUUCCCCCAUCCGAGCUAGCUUGGCGACCUGGGGUCUUACCGUCGACGAUAUCAAGGUCGUAUCCAUGCACGGAACGUCGACCAAAGCCAACGAAGUCAAUGAAGGAAAUGUCAUCAACACGCAGAUGAGACAUCUUGGCCGCCAAAUGGGAAACCCGCUACUGGCUGUCUGCCAAAAAUCAUUGACAGGACAUCCAAAAGCCGGUGCUGGUGCCUGGCAACUUAAUGGGUGCCUCCAGAUGAUGCAAGAAAAUAUCGUCCCUGGGAAUCGAAACGCAGAUAACAUUGACAAGCAGCUACGAGAGUUCGAGCACAUAGUCUACCCCAUGGAAUCAUUAAGAGUGCCCGAAAUCAAAGCCACCCUACUCACAUCGUUCGGGUUCGGCCAGAAGGGCGCCAUCAAUAUCAUGGUCUCGCCGCGCUAUCUGUUUGCCUCGCUCUCCAAUUCUGAUUAUGAAGACUACCGUUCCCGUACCACGAAACGACAACGCUCAGCAACUCCCACAUUCGUCUCCAGGAUUAUGAAGAAUAAUCUAGUGCAGGUGAAAACCCGGCCGCCAUGGAAUGACCCUGAAGCGAUGCAGAACUUUUUCCUUGAUCCCAACAGUCGUGUCGUUGACGGCCAAAUAACGCGUGCACCUAGGACGGCUUACAAACACCAAGAUAUCUCUGUCCCACAAUCUGCAGCAGUAUCGGUGAAUGAAGCGCUUCAUGCCAUGCUGGCAACAACUGACCAUUCGUCACCAGCAGCCUCAGCCUCAGUUGGCGUGGACGUGGAAGAAAUCUCCAGUAUCAACGUCGACAAUCCCAUAUUCAUCAGCCGCAACUUCACUCUGCUAGAGCGUGACUACUGUCUCAGCGCACCGGAUCCCCGCGCCUCUUUUGCUGGGCGCUGGGUUGCCAAAGAGGCAGCGUUCAAGAGCCUGCAAACGACCUCCACUGGAGCGGGGACUGCGAUGGACCAGAUUGAGAUUCUCGAAGUGGGUGGCAUACCUAAAGUUGUUAGGCUGACGAGUCAGCUCCAUGGUCAUGCCCACGAAGUUGCCUUCGCGCAGGGAAUCACUAACAUUCAAAUCACGAUUAGCCACUGUAACAACACGGCGAUUGCGGUGGCCCUGGCGCUCAGGAAGAAUGAUUGA